AUGGCGUACCAGAUUGAAUAUGCCACGGAGGCAGAUGGCCCAGCCCUCGCUCGGAUCAACGUCGAGAGCUUCCAAGGCAGAGGGUUGCUCAAUAAUGUUUUCCCAAAAGCUAAUGAAGCGGCGCUACGGACAUAUAAAGCGAUCAACGCCAUGAAGCACCUGGCCAAUCCGUCAAUGCAUGUUCUCAAAAUUACCGAUCCUACUAGCGGAGAAGUCGUUUCCUAUGCUCGGUGGUUGAUUCCAGCGUCGGUGGAAUCUCCCAGCCGACCAGCUCUGAGUGAACAGGCACAAAUUUUCGCUCAAGACCCAAUCCGCUUUGCACCGCAGCCCAUGAAUGAGGCUCUUUUUACCGAGUUCCGCAAGCUCUUGGAGACAUCUCGCGAGAAACAUGCCACGGAUGACGAUAUGAUGCUGGAUCUGCUGGCCACGUUACCGGGCUAUCAAGGCCGUGGAAUCGGGUCUAGCAUGCUCAAAUGGGGCACUUUGAAAGCAGAUGCCGCGGGUCGUCGUCUGUACCUUGAGGCUACUGGGGAGGGAAUGCCGCUGUAUCUGAAGGCAGGGUUCAAACCAGUUGACGAGAUUGUCCUGGACCGGUCACAAUUUGGGGGCAUGGGCCAGGAAUCUUUCACAAUAAUGAUUAGAGACCCUGUUGCCCAGUAA
Molecule: messenger RNA, 660 nt
Organism: Penicillium maclennaniae
Lineage: Eukaryota; Fungi; Ascomycota; Eurotiomycetes; Eurotiales; Aspergillaceae
Product: GNAT family N-acetyltransferase
Exons: 2
Coding region: 1-660 (219 amino acids)
Molecular function (GO): acyltransferase activity, transferring groups other than amino-acyl groups
Source: RefSeq, a predicted model, not a curated record